AUUGGAUGUGGCGAUGUAUUGUCACUUCACUCCUGACUAGUUUUCUAAUGUAAUCGUGAUUAUCAUCUGGACUAUAUUUGUUGUACAUGUUUCGUCUGUUUAUUCUAGCCAGUAGUUCACGAUUGUUAUUCUUUCGUAUGUUUCAGCAGUCUAUUUUACCUAGUUCCUCAUGCCAACUUCCUGUUAUAGCUGUGUGCGGAGCUACUGGCACUGGAAAGUCAAAGUUAGCAAUAAGUCUCGCUAGUGUUUUCGAUGGUGAAGUCAUCAACUUUGAUGCACUGCAGCUGUAUAGGGGCCUCACAAUUGCAACAAAUAAAGUAUCACCUGCUGAAUGUCAGGGCAUCCCACACCAUCUUAUAGACAUUUUCCCUCCGGAAAAUGGACAGAAAUACGAUGUUCAUGCCUAUCGAAACAUUUGUCUACCAGUGAUUGAGAAUGUGAGGAAUGCAAAGAAAAAGUUGGCUAUCCUUGCUGGUGGGACACACUAUUACUUAGAAGCCGUAUUAUGGAAAGAUUUUUUGGCGUCCAAGUAUACCGUGUCUAAUACUCGGGACAAAAUUAAAAGAGAAAUUUCAUUUGACGAUCCAAAAGAAUGUUAUGAUCUCCUGUCUAAACUGAGACCCAGUCUAGCAGCUCACCUGCAUCCAAAUAAUGUUCGUAAAGUAAAAAAGGCUCUUCUGGAUGUUUUAUCAGAAAGUGAAGGUGAAUCGACUGAUGACACGAAGACUGAAGACAUGAAUGCUAAAAAAGAUGUUCCAAAUCGUUCUGUUAUACCACGAUAUCCUGGACAAUCUCUUAUACUGUGGUUAGAUUGUGCUUCUGAUGUCUUGAAUACCCAUUUAAAUAAACGAGUGGAUAUGAUGUUAGAAUCGGGAUUGAUUGGUGAAUUAGACUCGUUUCUUAAGGAAGCGAAACUGGCGAAUAUGUCUUCAACAUCAAAAUGUACUGAAACUGAAAUAACUGACAAUUGUGAUGACGACAAACAGAUUCGAGUGGAAAAGUUGAAGAAUUUGUUUUCUGAAGACUUGGAGACUGUUUCAGAUCCUUCAGUUCGUCGUGGUGUCCUUCAGAGUAUUGGCUUUAAAGAGUUUUCAGAUUAUUUGGCUUUGUUACCAAAUGAACGUGAUAGCCCGGAAGCUAACAUUUUAUUGAAUCAAGCAGUAGAGAGUGUUAAAUCAUCAACUCGUCAGUAUGCACGCCGUCAGGUUUCUUGGAUUAGAAAUCGGUUUCUAAGGCGACCUGUUGAAGGUGGUAUUCCUGUCUAUCGUAUAGACGUGACAGCUUUUCUACAAUCUGGAUCGAUAGAUAUUUGGAAUAAUUCAAUUGUUGCACCAGUUGUCCGACUAAUCUAUAAUGAAUUAAAGAAAAUAGGUGAUUCUGCCUUUAUUGAGGACCUGAAAAACACCGAUUCUAUACAAAGUUUACUUGAUAUUUGCCCUGAAAAUUGUUGUCCUACACCAGAACCAUUUUCUCUGGUCAAGUCUCCUUCUACUCCGGAUGAUAUUCAAUCACCAUUCAUCUGUUCAGUAUGUUCAGGUCGAAUAUUUACACAAAAGGAUGGCUGGGAAGCUCAUUUAAAAAGUAAAGCACAUCAAAAACGAACUGCUAAACAUCGUAAAAGAUUAUUGAUACAAAAAGCAAUGGAAACUUUAAAAUCAUAAUAUUGAAUAAUACUUAUUUUUAUUUUGCUUGCAUAGGAAUUUCUUUGAAUGAAUUUUACACACCUACCUGCUUUGCAAUCGUAUUAUUUAUGUAUAUAUCUGAUUUUCAUUAUUAUUCAAAGUGUAAAAUAAAGUAUUUCCCUUUUUGA
Messenger RNA from Trichobilharzia szidati, 1810 nucleotides. Lineage: Eukaryota; Metazoa; Platyhelminthes; Trematoda; Strigeidida; Schistosomatidae. The record is from the annotation of a GenBank genome assembly.